This is a messenger RNA of Prorocentrum cordatum, 3393 nucleotides long. NCBI's taxonomy places the organism in Eukaryota, Dinophyceae, Prorocentrales, Prorocentraceae. The record is from the annotation of a GenBank genome assembly.
AUGUUGCGCUGCCAGCGCGUCCUGAAGGGCUUUCCCCAGGCGUGGCUGCGCGCCGCGCUGGCUGCGCAGCCGGCGCCCAACCCUGCGGCGCAGCGGGCGCUGGAGCAGCACUGUCUCGGCCUCGUGCAGCGUGCCCAGGCGGCUGCCGCUGGCCCCCUGCUGAACGUGGCGUGGCGGCUCGCGAAGGCCCUGUGCCUCGAGCCGCGCUGCAGCCCAGCGGCCGCCGCCGAGGCGCUGCGCCAGGCCGCCCGGGCCGCGGCGGCCGUGCUCGCGGCGCUGCCCGCCGGAGCGGGGCGCCAGGAGGCGCUCUUCGUCGCGAAGUUCCACAGCUCCAACUUCAUGCGCGUCGCGCGCGACUCCCCGGCGCUCGCCGCCGCCGGCUUCCCCCUGCGGGACGCGGCGGAGGCCCUGGCUCCGUUGGCGGCGGAGAGGCCGGGAGGCGGCACCGAGGGCGAGGGGCCGCAGCUGCUGGAGCGCAUGCUGGCCAUGUCGCUGGAGCGUUGGGUCGCCUGCGGAGGCCUUGCGGGAGACGCCGACGAUGCGGCCAUCGUGGUGCAGAGCCCGGAGGUCGCGGAAGCGCUGGUCCCCGCGGCGCUCCGCCUGCUGGCUUCUGGGGCCGCGCCGCUGCCGGCUGGCGCCGCCCUCGGGGAUGUCCCGCCGGAGCGGCGGCGCGCCGCGUGCCUCGCGGCGGCGGCGCUGGGCGCGCUGGAGGAGCUGGCCGGUGGGGCCCCCUUCGGGGAGCCGAGCGCCGCAACGGUGGCCGCUGUCCUCGCGGCUGGCGCGCCGAGUGCGCCUGGGCGCCUGGCCAGCUGGGCCGCAUCCGAGAACCCGCGUCUGUAUGCGCUGGCCCUGCGGGUCCACCGCGCCCUGCCCGAGUGCCUCGGGGCGGACGGCUCGUUUGCUUGGGCGCCGCGGGGAGCGGCGCGGCGGGCGGUCGCGGCCGGCGGCGCGCCGCCCGAGGCGCGGGUCCGAGGUGCGCAGAGCCUCGGGGCGGCCGUGGCCUCCCUGGGGUCGACGGGCGGGUCUGCCGCCCUUCCGUGGUCUUGGGUCCAGGUCGGCGUCGCCGGGCCGGCGGCCAGGCACCCCGAGGGCCAUUCGGGGCCCACGAACAGCCAGGUCAGGCCAGAGCGGGGCCGGUGGCAGACCCCGGUCGAGGGCCUCGCCUCGAAGCAUGGCGGCAGCGCAGUCGCCCAGCUCCUGGCGUGCCACGUCACGUUCGUCGAAAUCACGGAGUUGUGCGAGCGGGAUAACACAUCCGCCAAGGGGAUGAACAGGACCGAGGCCACCGAAUUGGUCUUGGAGUUGAAGGGCAAGCUUCCGCUGGAGCCCCGUGAGCACCUCAGGGAGAUCUGUGGGAUCUGGUACGAGUAUCUCACAAACGAAGACAAGAAUUGGAACAAGGUGGACACCGUGAUCUACGUGCGCGCCGAGAACCACCCCGACGUCCAGCCGAAAGUGAAUUGGAGCCCAGAUUUUAAAUUGGUUAUCAACAAGUCUGACACGGAGGGGAAUAUGGGUGUUAAGCCAAGUACAGUGUUAGGCGAGGCUCAGCUUGGAGCAGGACAGCACCGCGCGCGGAUCAAGGACAGCUGGGCGCUCCUGAGGCUCUCAACCGACACGGGGAGGGCGUUCGCGUUCGACUCCAUGCCGCAUUGGCUGGCGAAGGAUUCCCUGCUCGCUCGCGGGAUGUCUUCGCACGGCGGCGGCUUCUUCAUGCGGGAACUGAGCGGGCUUGAAGCCAGCAUCCGCCUAACCCCGGUAGGCCAGUCCAGAGCAGGUCUUUACAUUGCAAGGCCACCACCAUGGCACGAAGACAUCGACGUGAGGGCCAACUGCUUCAAGGGCGGCGGCAACGGGAAGGGAGAGGCCGAAUCUGCCACGUAUUGGUCCAUGCAUUACCUCGCACUCCUUUGGGACCUCAAAGCGUAUUUCGAAACGAUCGAUCAUGAGCUGUUGCACGGGCAAGCGCAUGCAGCGAAGUAUCCUUUGCACGUGCUGUACUUCAUGAUUAAUGUAUACCGGUGGGGUAGGAGGCUCAUGCUUGAAGGCAUUAUUACAGAUGUAGCAUAUGCCACAAAAGGGAUAACGGCUGGGGGCUCCACGGGAACGUACGGAGCUAAAGCCUACCUCCUCCCCUCCGUCAACAACCUCUCCCUCGCCAGCGCCGAGGCCGCCGUGCACGUUGAUGACUUGACAUUGUGGGCAUGGGCUGAAAGUAUCAGUGCAUGCGUGCAAGCGAUUGUUGAUGCAGGCUUCGAGUUGAAACAAACAUUAGACUCGCUGCUCUUAAAGCUAGCCAUCGGUAAGAUGGCAAUCACAGGCAACUCGAACCUGGCAGAGCGCGCCCGGGUGGAGGGCGCCGAGCGGCAGAUGGCGUGCGAGCGCGCAGCCGUGCAGGCGGAGGUGCAGCAGCUCCGGCAGGAUACCGAGGAGUGGUGCCUCGCGGAGAGGAAGAAGAUCGAGGCGGAGUGGAGGCGUCUGGAGCAGCUGACGGAGCGGAUGCGUGGCUUCUUGUCCAGCGAGUCCGCGGACGUGCUCGAGGUCAGCUGCUCCGGGCAGUCGCUCUCGGUGCCGCGGAGUGUCCUGUGCUGCGCAGCGGGCAGCAGGUUCGGCAGGCUCUUCGACGAGGAGUUCACCGCCGAUAUGCCCCGCGACGGGGCGGGGCGGCUUCUCCUGGACUUCGACCCGCGCUGCUUCAGGAUCGUCGUCGAGCACUUGCAGAACAGGAGGCUGAACAGCAACGCCCCGCUGCCCGUGGUGCCGUCUUCUCUGCGAGGUAUCAUGGAGCCGCUUGCGGAAGCCUGGGGCCUCGCGCCUUUCCUGCUCCAGAACAGGCUGAACCUGUCCCACGGCACGUCGCUCAGCGUCAUCGGCAGGGAGGUCAGGUCGACGCACCACGGCUGGCAGCUGAUAUCGGCGCAGGACCCGCUGCCGCUGUCCGCGCCCUCCUAUUUCGAGGUCAGGGUUCUGGAGAGCCCCGACCCCUCCAGCAGCCUCGUAGUGGGCGUCUGCGGGCGGAUCUUGCGGGCGAGCGAGGCCCACACAGUCGUCCAGCAGGGCAGCGCCAUGUACAACAGCGCCUGUGGAGUUAUCGGCGACUGUGUCGAGAGCGCCGAGGUGAUCAGGCAGGGGUUUCAGCUGACGGCGGGCUCCGCGUUCGGCGUGCGCCGCAGCCCGGGAGCCGGCAGCCUGGAGUGGUACCACGACGGCGAGCUGAUCGGCGAGUGCCGGUUGAAGCAGGAGUGGCUUGAGCUCCCGCGCGCGCUGUACCCCGUCGUCGGCCUGUGCGACGUCGGGCAGGCCGUCGAGGUGGACUUCCGCGCCGCCGCCCCCGCGGCGGCCAGCUCCAGAGAGCCGCUGGCAGGCUCCGACGAGGCGCCGGCGGGAGGCUGA